Gadus chalcogrammus (walleye pollock) is the source of this 3927-nucleotide messenger RNA. RefSeq lists its product as uncharacterized. Bases 225 to 1460 code for a protein of 411 amino acids. The record is from RefSeq and is a predicted model, not a curated record. Gene Ontology annotation, biological process: positive regulation of GTPase activity; endoplasmic reticulum to Golgi vesicle-mediated transport. Lineage: Eukaryota; Metazoa; Chordata; Actinopteri; Gadiformes; Gadidae. Gene Ontology annotation, molecular function: GTPase activator activity. The transcript has 10 exons. Gene Ontology annotation, cellular component: endoplasmic reticulum membrane.
ACGCCCUCGAGCCCAAAUAGCUACUGCAAAGCAACCAGGAAGAAGAGAAUAGCGACUUGAGAGUUGUGCUUGUUUAUAUAUGUAAACGAACAGCUUGAUGACGAAUAAACUGUCUAAUUAGUCCAUGUUUUAAACGGGUACGAUUAUAAUGUGUUAUUAUUGUGGGUUCUAAAACCUCGGUCUGUUCGACCUUACGUUAUACAACGUGGACGUUUUUAGUGGUGAUGAAAAAGUCGAACAAAAAUAAAAAUAUCGCAGGAGGUCGUAAGCACGAGAAUGGAAAUGCCACAAGAGGAGAAACGGAGUCCUGGAAGAAACAGAAGCUGGUUCAGAUUCACCAAGCAUUCAACAGUGAUCCGGUGGACAUUGAGACCCUGCGGAAAGCAGCCGUCAGUGAUGGAGGACUGCUGACCAAUGAGCUGAGGAGAAAAGUGUGGCCCAAACUUCUCAGCAUCAACGUGUAUGAUCUGCCUCAUAGGCCUGGUCGAGAUGUGAGGGAAAACCACAAGGAUUACAACCAAAUUCUUCUAGACGUCAGGAGAUCGAUGAAACGGUUCCCUAAAGGCAUGCCAGCGUCCCAGCGGGCGGUGCUCCAGGAGCAGCUGACGGACAUAAUGCUGGAGGUGUUACGCCGGAACCCCCAGCUCCACUACUACCAGGGGUACCACGACGUGGCCGUCAGCCUGCUGCUGCUGGUGGGCGAGAGGACCGCCAUCGCCAUGCUGCACACACUCUCCAACCACCACCUCCGGGAUUUCAUGGACCCUACUAUGGACAGAACCAAGCACAUUCUGAACUACCUGAUGCCAAUUUUAGAACAGGUGGACAGAGAGCUACACGACUUCUUGAUCAGAUCAGAGGUGGGCACCAUCUUUGCACUGUCGUGGCUGAUCACAUGGUACGGCCACGUCCUAUCAGAGUUCAGACACACCCUGCGACUCUACGACUUCUUCCUUGCGUCCCAUCCCCUGAUGCCCAUCUACCUCGCUGCUACGAUUGUCUUGCACCGGGAGAAGGAGGUGCGUCGGACUGAGUGUGACAUGGCCAUGGUCCACCUCCUCCUCUCCCGCAUACCCCAGGACCUCCCUUACGAGCUCCUGAUUGGCCAGGCCCAGGCUCUGUUUGACCGGUAUCCCCCCCCUCUGUUGGCCAAGAGGGCGGCCCUUCAGUCUCGCACGAGCCUGUCCAUCAGCACCUUCCAGAGCUUCCUGCGCUCCACCCUGCACCAGAGACCUGACUCCGUCCUCCGGCGGAUCACCAGGGAGAGGGGCUGCUCCGCCUCCAGGCGUGGCCCGGGCGAGUGGGCCGUGGCCAGCGCAGAGGCUCCGGCUCUGGGCCGAGGGAACCGCAUGGUGAAGAUGGCGGUGUGGGGCCUGUCCGCUACGCUGGGGGCCGCCGUCUUCGCUGUGGCACAGACCGCCAUGCAGUGGGGGCCUGACGUCCUGCUGCAACUAUUUUGAGGGACAAGGGCGGGCCCUGGUGUUGGACUGGAUGACACUGUAACGUAACGUCACACAUGAAUGAGGAGAAUGUUGAAACGUGUGAAUGCAGACAUCUGCACAAAUAUGUGGCGGUGACGUGUAUUUACCUAGACACUGUAGGGCUCCCGGAUCACGAGUCGUCGAGCAUCAAGAACAAACAAACAAACGAUAAGGCUACGCAUCUUCCAUUGACCUACCAGGUGACACGCACUGACGCAGUGGUUCUGUAACUUGUGUGUGAAAGUGUCCAUGUGGAUCUUCUUAAAAUCAUGAAGUCCCCUCAGUUUGGUUUUCUUUGCUCUCUAAAGCUUCUGGCAGAGGCUAAAGCUUUUAGAGGGAGAUGGAGAGCGCUGAGUUGGGAAAUAUUUUCUGAAUAUUGACAUAAAUAAUGACUUAACUUUUGGGAAGUUGGUUUUUAGUCUGCAGUCUACUGACUUUUGUCCUUCAUUUGCCCUUAUUACUCAUCCUCACUUAAAAAAAUAGGAUGUAUAAUUUUCACGGGUUCAUGUGCAAAACGCAUAUCGCUUUCAGUUCACUCAACGGCACUUUAAUAAACUGUACGCCUCCCUGAGUUAAUGUGUGGGGCGAUGUUUGAUCCGUUGCAGUGGACAGUUUAUUUUGACCGUACUCCCCAGGCUUUUCGGGACAGCUGUCGGCCCAGUGAUAGUGAAAGAAUGACGCAGCGUCACAUGUCGCUGGUAGUCUGAAGAAUUCAUCAGGUCAGCUGUCCCGCUUCACGUGUUCAGCUUAGCAUAGCCUUCUUUAGCCACCACCGCUGCCCUGUGGGAAUCCUGCACGCUCACCGAUCGAUCCGCCAUCACAAAUGGAUCGGUUUCCGUUUUGAAAUAUGCACAGUGUAGCUUUAUUUUUGUAAAGUACGUUGCUUAAGAGCCUUUCAGAAACAACAUGCGAUGCCACCCAUCUCUGCCUUCCAACCUGCACAAUGUUUUGGCCGAUCGUGGAUUGUGCAAUAUUGACUUGUUAUUUUUUACCCAGCUCAUACUGUCGUCGGGGCAACUGUCAACACAGCUUCCACCUCCAAUCAGCUGUCAUCAGUUUUCCCCCUGCCGGGCCCGUUUGCACUAUUCUCCACCGAGCACGACUGUGUGCUGCUGCACACGCGCCACAGUGGCGUGGAGUGGCAUCGGCCCUAUUUCCCAUUUUUUAGAAGGUUUUAACAGACAGGGCCAUACAUUUUUUAUGACAAAGAGGCCAAGGCGUUCUCAGGGUUGCCAUUGCGAUGCAGUGACAAAGUUAUCCGACUGGUUGACAACCAGCGGUCAGAGGUGGCCUACUUCGCUACGACGUGCAGGGCUCGUUGUUCCAGGCAACGCAAAAUAGCUUCGCUCGUGCAAAGAAGUGUUGAUCUCCUGUUAUGCAAUUGACGCACUCCACCCAACCCUUUCCAUUCAUAAGAGCCAUCAAUCUGCCCGUCAACCGUGAAGGAUAACACCUGUGUUGACUUUGCCCAGUCCUAUGUCGCCCUAGCUGUGUGAACCAAUGAGUAUUCCCCGAAGGACUGGGCUAUCAAUAAUAAGGGCUCAGGUAUCACCACCAUGGUACAUCUUGUUCUUUGUAAACGUGUAUGGUAUUUAUUGUAUGCAUUUGAAUUUGAUAUUUAUUUAAUUAGCUUGACAAGAGUAGCUUUAAUUAUUUAUAUGAGAACCACUGAUUUGAUUGCAUUACGUCUGAAUGUCAAAGAUUCAAAAUUGAUAACUUGAUUGGUACAUUUCUUUUAAUUCGUUUUUUGGAUCUUAUUUAUUCCUUUUAGUGUGCGUGUUCAUUUCAGAAACGUAUUUUGUCGGAUCUCCACGGCUUUAACGAAAUGAGAUGGCACAUCACAAUCAAGUAUCGCUAUGCCUAAUGAAUGUUAAUUUAGAAGCAACUGAUAUUUCGAAUCAAAAUCAUAUAGUAAUGACCUUUUUUUUUUUUAUGUCUCAAGUCAGGCAACCCACAUGAGUGUGUGCCUAUGGAGAAUGUGCAGGGAACACCACUUCAAAGUUUUUAUUUCGUUCAGCAUAUCACUUGGUGACGACCAAAACCUCACUGUGUGAAAUUGUUUCCGUUCACAUGCUCUCGUAUUAUUUGCUCAGCUCACCCAAAGAAACCAAGCCAUAGUUAUAUUUCUUCGACUUGGCACUGUGAGAGGCAAACUACCAACCAAGUCGGUUGGUUAUAUAACCAGUCUGCCCGAACAGUCUGCCUGCCUAGGUACAUGCCCUUUGGUUAUAACCUCUAAUUAUUUUAAUAGUGGACAUGUUGACAUGUCCUAGCUUGUCACGUCAACACACGGACAUGCUGAGGGUUGAAUUGAGCUUGUUGGCUUCAGACAUUUGAAAAGGUCCCAAUAUCUCCUAUAUAUUAUAUACAUGAUGUACAUCUUUCGGCCUAGAUAAUGGCUGAAUAUCUCGUUUUCGGUUUGUUUUACAUCACACAGAUCCUCAGG